Molecule: messenger RNA, 1800 nt
Organism: Mangifera indica (mango)
Lineage: Eukaryota; Viridiplantae; Streptophyta; Magnoliopsida; Sapindales; Anacardiaceae
Product: cytochrome P450 704C1-like
Exons: 6
Coding region: 43-1680 (545 amino acids)
Molecular function (GO): heme binding; iron ion binding; monooxygenase activity
Source: RefSeq, a predicted model, not a curated record
UAAUGGGCUCUCUAGAAUACCGGAAAACACAAACGUCAAUGGAUGUUGAAAGUGAUCCUACAGAAACUUAUGCUUUGUAUAUCUUGUGAAACUUAUGGUUCAUUGGCUGCCACAAUCUCAUUUCUACUCUUCUUCAUCAUGAUCACCCUAAAUGAAUUUUCUUCCUUCUUCCUCCCUCUCACAGCAGCUGCUUUAGCACUCGUGUUCGUCCUCAGAUUCCGUCGCCCACAAUCGCCUCAGAAGACCAAAAAAUUUCACCCUAUCGGAACCUCUCAACCCAGGGAGAUACUAAAUUACUACAGGAUCCAUGACUUUAUGGCUGAGCUUUUACGCAAAUAUAAAACGUACAGAGUGGCUACUUUCUUCAGAAAUGCGAUUUUCACCACUGAUCCUGCAGUUGUUGAAUACAUCCUCAAAACAAACUUUUCUAACUACGGCAAGGGAUUGUACCAAUAUAAAAUUUUGACAGAUCUACUGGGCGAUGGGAUCUUCGCUGUAGACGGAGACAAGUGGAAACAUCAAAGGAAAGUAUCGAGCUAUGAAUUCUCCACCAAGAUAUUGAGGGACUUUAGUAGUGUAGUUUUUAAAUCCACUGCCGUGAAGCUUGCUCGAAAAGUUUCUGAAGCUUCAGCAUCAAACCGAUCAAUUGACAUGAAAGAUCUUUUCAUGAAAGCAACCUUAGAUUCUGUGUUUAAGGUCAUAUUGGGCAUAGAUUUGGAUGUUAUGUCUAACACUUAUGAAGAAGGUGCCAAAUUCACUGAAGCUUUUGAUAAAGCAAAUGCAAUUACUUCUUUUCGAUAUGUUGAUGUCUUUUGGAAGAUAAAGCGGUUCCUCAACAUUGGAUCAGAGUAUGAAUUGAGAAAGAAUAUCAAACUGGUUGAUGAUUUUGUAUACAAACUAAUUAAAAGAAAAAUUGAGCGACUCAAUAAUAAUCCACAUGAUCAGUUACAUCCUGAGAAGAAAGAGGACCUUCUGUCACGGUUUUUGGAACUCAACGAGACAGAUCCAAAAUUCUUGAGGGACAUAGUUCUCAAUUUUGUAAUUGCUGGCAAAGAUAGCACAUCCACCACUCUUUCUUGGUUUUUUUAUUUGCUUUGUAAGCACCCUGAUAUACAAGAAAAGAUUGCAAAAGAAAUAGUAGAAGAAACCCAAGUGAGAAGUAAUUCAAGCAUUGAGGAACUUGCAGCCAAAGUAAAUGAAGAAACCCUUGACAAGAUGCACUAUCUCCACGCCGCUUUAUCGGAGACACUCAGGCUCUAUCCCGCAGUUCCUCUGGAUGCGAAGAUUUGCUUUUCUGAUGACACACUUCCUGAUGGCUUCAGUGUGAAUAAAGGAGAUAUGAUCCUAUAUGUACCUUAUGCAAUGGGUAGGAUGAAAGCUUUAUGGGGUAGUGAUGCAGAAGAAUUCCGGCCAGAGAGAUGGCUCAAUGUAAACGGCAAUUUCCAACCCAAGAGCCCUUUCAUAUUCACAGCCUUCCAGGGGGGUCCGAGAAUCUGUCUAGGAAAAGAUUUUGCUUACAGGCAAAUGAAAAUUUUCUGUAUGAUCCUUCUCGGAAGCUACAAAUUCAAGCUCAAUGAUGAAAACAAACCAGUCAAGUAUAGAACUUCUUUGACUCUUCAUAUUGAAGGUGGCCUCCAUCUCCGUGUCUUCCCAAGAUCGAGCCAUGAAACUAAUGCUUAAACAACUUCUACUUCCUUGGGCACUUGUCUAAAUCAUGAAGUACAAAGCCAUUAAACAAAUGAAAUUGUAUGAAUAAUUGCAAUAAUGAAAUAAAGAAUUGUAUGGAAUCAUUGUUGCCUA